GUCUCGAGUGUGAGCGCGGAAGGAUCGAAGGGCACGGCGAUUCGACGGCACUGCUGGUGCAUUCACGAUUGACUGCUUUUGGUGCAUGGGCGCGACCAAUGCUGUCCCGUUGUGCUUGCUUGCAUCUCAUACGACCAUGUGCACCUCAACACUCGCACUGCCUCCUGUGCCGCCCUGACGAGAGGAGCAUCCUUGCUUCAACCAUCGAUCAUCACACCGAGCUGGAAAUCAGCACGCAUCAUCGUCAUGCUGAGAUCGCUCUCCUCAUCCGCCGCGCGACCGGCCACGGCUGCUGUCGCUUCGGCCACGUCCACACCAGCACUGUACAGAGGCAUGGUAUCUACAGUGCUGCUCAGCCGCGACUCGUAUCAAGCAGCCAAGGCGACGGAGCUCAAGGCUGAGCUGAAAUCUAGAGGCCUCUCAACCACAGGCAAGCGAGCAGAUCUGAUUCAACGCUUGUUGGACAAUGACGGCAAGAGAGCAGCUGGCGUUCCCAACGUGACGAAGCCAUCCGCAGCCUCUGGUAACUCGUCCACUGCAAGCAGGCGCCUCUCGACGACUCCUGCACCUCAAGCUGCUCCCGCAACUGAAUCCAACGUUGCAAAUACCGCAGAGCUGGACAGCCGAACCAACGCUUCUGUGCCUCAUCCUCCCAACAUCCUGCCAGGCCAAGUAUCCAACUCCAAAGAUGCUCUGCCCGAUCUCACAAAGCUUUCCAGCCCUGAUUCAAAUCCUCCCGGCCUGCCACCCAUCAAGAAUCCCAAACCGGCGGCAUUCUUCGACGUCAAGAUUCCCUACUACGAGCCGCCUCCUGUGUCGGGACCACAAGUGCCACUUUUCACUGCGUACUUUGAUCCGACUCAAAGAGGGGCGGGCUCUGCCGAAGCUCAAAGGCCUUAUGUUCCACCUCGCAAGAUCAGUAUCGCUGCCGGUGCGGACGUGGCGCACACAUUGGGCGACGUGACGCUUCCAGAGGACAUUUCUCUCGAGCAGAGCACUUCGGGUCGAGCUGCGGGAGGGGCAGGGGCGAUUGCGCAAGGAGCAACGCAGAGCAUGACGAACGGCAUCAAAGAAUUGCUGGGCGCUUUCAGAAGGGAUUUGGGUAUUGCUGAACCUUCUGCAGAGACGCAACAGGCAGCGGCAAAGGUGUCUUCCAAAAUUUUGGAAGGUGCUCGCGUAGGUGCUGAUGUGGCCAAAGUAGCACUCGGCGAAGCUUCGGCGGCAAUUUCCAAUGCCGCGCCGGAUCGCGCAUCAACGAGUGGCAACGACGACGGAACGAGCAGCAGCAGAGCAUCCUACUCGCCCCAACCUGCUCAGUUCAGUGCCUCUGACAGCACAGGUCUGUACGUCUUGCUCGGUAUUUUGCUAGGCGGAUACACGCUCGGAGGUCUGCUCUCUCCAAGCGGCAAGAAGCACCAAAAGAAGAUUGCUACGCAAUUGGAAGGGAUUAGAAAGGAAGCCGAAUUGGAGGUGCUCAAGGUGAAAAUCAGCAGCGCAUUGGACUUGCCGCGGUCAUUUACGCAUUGGAGCGAUAAGGACGUCGCGCACCUCGUCGCAAGGGCUGAGGAGGUGCUGCAAUUGCAAAAAGCUGCUCAGUGAAUGGCUUGCCGAUGACAUUGUACCCUCACGCCCGCAAAUAGACAGGUAUGCACACAGGUGCUUUUGAGAGAUCUAGAU
Ceraceosorus guamensis is the source of this 1677-nucleotide messenger RNA. RefSeq lists its product as hypothetical. The coding region runs from base 334 to 1599 and encodes 421 amino acids. The record is from RefSeq and is a predicted model, not a curated record. Lineage: Eukaryota; Fungi; Basidiomycota; Exobasidiomycetes; Ceraceosorales; Ceraceosoraceae. The transcript has 3 exons.